AUGCAGUUCUCUACCAUCCUCUCCCUCCUCGCCGUUGCCGGUAUCGCCGUGGCUGCCCCUCCUGUCGUUCGCCCCCAAUCCAAUAACAAUGGUGUCCUCGGCCUUAAUGUCGCAGAUACUACAGUUCCCGUGGACGUCGACAUCUCCAUCAAGGACAACAACGUCGCCAACGGUUUGCUCGAGGGCGGCGUCAACAACCAUCACACCGUGGAUGGCCCGUUCAACGUUGCUGCGCUUGGCGAAGCAGACCAGGUUGCCCCCAAGGGCGCAUUGCCGCCUUUUUAG
Messenger RNA from Aspergillus pseudoviridinutans, 285 nucleotides. It is a transcript of the gene ScwA, whose product is annotated as protein ScwA. The transcript is spliced from 2 exons. Lineage: Eukaryota; Fungi; Ascomycota; Eurotiomycetes; Eurotiales; Aspergillaceae. The record is from RefSeq and is a predicted model, not a curated record. Bases 1 to 285 code for a protein of 94 amino acids.